Messenger RNA from Lactuca virosa, 1300 nucleotides. Lineage: Eukaryota; Viridiplantae; Streptophyta; Magnoliopsida; Asterales; Asteraceae. The record is from the annotation of a GenBank genome assembly.
AACUUUCAAAGACUGUUUUUCCGUUGAUGAGGAAACUUCCUUAAACCCUAGCCCUUUCCCUUUCUCCUUCCGUCAAACUAGGGUUUUUGGUUAACUUCUUUUGAAAAUUCACAACAUGGCUCUGGUCGAUCCCCAAAACCCCAUCAAGCCACAGACCUUGAAGUUCUUCACAAGCGAUGAAUACGAGCUAGCAGUUAAUCAAUCGAUCCAGAGCCUCUUAGACUCGCUUCAAAACCCUAGCUCUGAUUUAUCUUCCUUUACUUCGACAUUUCUCGAAUUAAUGCAAGCUAAACCUAUCCCACUUCUCGAAAGUAUCUGGAUUUUUUCGGUUUUAACUUUUCAUCCAAAAAUUUCUUCAAAAGAUGAUAUCUUGGAUCAAGUUCUAGCUGUGAAGGACCUUUUUCAAUCAAUAACAGCUUGUUCGGCUUCAUGUAGUUCUUCAACCUGUAUCGCCUUAAUUGCGCCUGUCAUCUUUAAAUUGUAUACUGUAGUUGUGGAUUCGAAAAGAAAAGAAGUAGAUUCGAAGCGAGGAAAGAAAGCAAGGAGAGAAAUUAGUAAAUUUCUCGAUGUAAUUUUGGGGUACUUUAACGUGUGUUCUGACGGAUCAAACAGUGACGAGGAUUCUGCUCUAGUUAGGCCGAUAAUCGACCUGGUUUCGAUUUGGGUGCAUGGUGAAGCUACUGGAAAUCGAUUGAAGCAGUUUUUCCCACUUUUAAGUGAUGAAAUUAUAAAUUGGGUUACAGAUGAAAGUAGCUGUGUUAUUGGAUUGCUGGCUGGAGCUGUGAUUUUGGAGUCUUUUAUGUUGAAAUUAUGUUUGAAAUUAAGUGAAGGGAGCUCAAAAGAGGAGGUGCAGAAUGAGUUGAGGACUUGGGCUGUUUGUUCCGUAACUGGAUUUCAUAGCUUUUACUUCUUCGAUAUGCUCAUUAAGAUGCUGCUGGAACCGAAUUUGACAGUGACAUCCUUAUUGAGUUCUGAAGACGAAUCAUUUUUGAGGAAACUGUUAUAUGAUGUUGUUAUAUUACCUGACUAUUCAUUCCUCCAUAUACACAAAGUAAACCAUCUUCCUACUAACCACAUAAAGAAUAACAUUUUGGCAAUAAUUAUGGUGUCCCAUGAAGCCAUUGAGUUAUUUAGGAAAAACAAGGAUCAUUCAAAGGCUAUUUCUUAUACGAAUGCAUUCUCGGGUUCUCAUUUACCUACACUUAUUACUAAAUUGGCUACAAGUGAGCUUUGGCAACCAUGGAAGAACAAGUCAACCCAAGGGAUCAUCACCUAUGGCUUUUCUAAAGUGGAUGCUUGA